Messenger RNA from Physella acuta, 3413 nucleotides. RefSeq lists its product as uncharacterized. The record is from RefSeq and is a predicted model, not a curated record. Lineage: Eukaryota; Metazoa; Mollusca; Gastropoda; Physidae.
UGGCGGAUUGAUGUGAAAAGUUGCUUCCUCGAUACACGAUCAAUACAGAUGCCGACUCUGAGCGGACUCCCUUUCUCACAGUGUCUUAGUGCAGAGUAGGGCCAGGAUUGUCUUGUGUGCUGCUGUGUUUGUGUGUUUUCCUACCUAAAUUAGGCUAUGCACAGAGCUAUCAACAUCAAACAUAGAAUAGUUAGACGAGUAGAUAUAGCCAAAGCCCCACUUGCUACUUUUGAUACUAUCGACCUCGGUGACGAAGAUGUUAAGCCUAGCUGCAAUGAUAACAAAAGUAACUCCCCAGCCGGGUGCUCCACGGAUGAACAGGUUUUGACUGCUGGUUCAUCAAGUGUCUUUACUAGAGAUGGAAAAGUGAAAUCUGGAACCAUAGGGGGAAAUAACUCCAAGAAGUCCCUGUCCCAGACAGGCGGGGAGGAUAGACCGGGCAAAGAAGUUGAUGCGACCAAAGAAAAGCCGAGAGUCGAGGGAGAAAAUGUAGCGGAGAAGAAGCUUGAAGCAACACUUGUUACAGCCGAACCUCUGAGACUUGAAUCUGCUAAACCUGGAGCCCCACCAUUGGAGGAUUUAUCUCACAUAGACGACUCAGUUGCCGAUGUGAAGACAAACAAUGCAGAAAAAGAAAACCAGAAAGAACCGGUUGUAACUGGUUUAAACCGCCAAGGAACGAUUGGUAGGGUGAAUAUCCCUAUCAAGAAACAAGAUUCAGAUUCCUCCUCCAGUUCUGGUUCUAUCAAUGAGGCGACAUUUACAUUCCACGCUUCGCGUCCAUCCGUUGGACAUUUAGAAUACCCAGAAGCCACCUCCAGUGGGUUUGGGCUCGGGAAGGAAGGUCAAGCGAGCCUCGUGCCAGAGAACAUUGACCCUAGUCAGAUUUUGUCCCCUUCUAAACGCAAAGCUUACGAGAGACGCAUCGAGAGGCUGCGAGUCACAACGUCCCCCAUAGCCAGACCUCGCAGUCAUACGCCCAUAAGUGUCGUCACCCUAGACGAAUAUGCAACCAUUAGUUCUCCAGAGCCCUCCCCUGCACCUCUUACAGUCAUUCCAGACAAACUUAAGAUAACUCUCCCCUGCGACGAGUUCUCAUUGAAAGCAAAGACUCCAAAGCUGCAGAGCGCCAAGAGAAAGGACUCUGAUGAAAACUGCUUUGAGUUCACAGAGGAAAUUCUUUUCAGCCGUACAAAGUCUGCGUUAGUGGUCAAUGAAGACGGUCAGUUACCCAUAUCUCCUCGGAGGGUUUUGAUUCCUCCCACCCUCACCCCAGCGACCUCACCUAAACUCUCCACAGGCCCAAGACUUUCUGCUGCUAACUCUCCAUACGAGGAACAAGCCAGCAGUCAGCUGUUGUACAUCCAGCCCACAGAGCCCACAGCGUACAACUUUUUUGGUGAAACUGUUGACGAAACAGAAGAGGAGAACUGGGCCAGUUUCCCUGACACGGCCCUGUCUUCGGACAAGGAAGAAACCUGUUCAGUACUGCCCAGUGAAGGUUCUAUCUCCAUCUGUCUUACUGGUAAAGUAGAGGCCAGUUUUCCAGUGUCUUUCAGUGAUAAAUCAGAACUAGAUCCUCUUGAUGCUGACUCUGUAGAGGCUUCUGUUUUAGAGGCACCAAAGUUUACCGUGCUUGAUGGUGAUUCAACUAGUACCAGAAGUUUAGCAGAGUCCUCAGGUUUUUAUGACAUAGAUGAUGGUGAAAAUAAGUUGAGGAUAAACGGCCAUGGUGUGACAGCUAGUGAAGACACAGUGGAGGAGUCUCUUGUUGAUAGCCAUCUUGUGGUCCCAGAGUCUGAAGAAAUCCUGACCAUAGAGGUGAAAAAGUCCAAUUCAGGUUGUGAGAAACACAUUGACAUUGAGAUCAAGCCAAGCCCAGCUCUUCCCUUUGUUGACACUCAGCACAGUCGGGGCAUUCAGGGAAUACGUGAUGACAUCCAGACAGCAAACGUCACAUGUGCUGACAUUCACACAGCAAACGUCACUUGUCCAACUGUCGUCAGCUUCACUCCUGACAUUCCUCCGUCACCCUGUGAUCCUCAGCUGAGCUCUGGCACUGCACUGCCAGAAAGUGCUAUUCUUGUCCAGUCCAGUUCCUCUAUUCCAACUGCUGACCCGCAUGGGUUUUCAGAACUUCCUCCGGCUCCGCUGACCUCGCCACCACAGACAAACCUCGUCCAGGGGUCAUGUCAUUUUACCGACCCCCCACCCCAGGGGCCAUGUCUAAUCCCAGAUGGUCAAGACUUCCUGUCUGGUACACCUUCAGAUUCCAGCGCUAACCAAACUCAACAGGCCUUAGUGGUUAAUGUAGAAUUUCUCAACUCUCAGGACAAAUCAAGUGAGCAUAGCUUGCCUGUAUUACCCAGUGUUGAUGAAAAUCUGUGUGGAUUUAACUCCUUACACCCUAGUCCUUCUAUCGAAAUCACAUUUGAAAAUCAACCAGGGACAGAAAUAGCUCACCGGCCUCCCAGCACUAAUCCCUUUGAUGAAGAUUUUUCUUUUACUGAGAUUGAACGGCCAGCAAGCACUAAUCCUUUUGAUGAGGAGUUGCAAAAUCUAGUCAGUGAUCGCCCAUCAAGCACUAAUCCCUUUGAAGACCAACUGCAGAAUUUUGCCGGCCCACGCCCACCUAGCACUAAUCCAUUUGACUUAGCUGAGAGCCCAUGCGCGGCCAACCCUUUUGACCAGGGGCUUGGGCCCGCUGAUCCAUUUAACUUUGGCCUGCAACCAGCCGCCACUGUUGUGAAUCCAUUUUUGGAGAAUAGCAGCCCUAGAGCCGACCUCAUGGACUUUGUUUCAUCCUACGACAGCUCAUCCGCGUAGUGGACUUUGUACUCUUCAUCCAGGUGUAGGCUUCAUGCAUGAAAGAGCACAAAAAACAAAGCAUUAUGUGGUGAUGGUAUAACUUUGUAAAGCUUCAAAUUUAUUUUAUUUGUUGUGUACGUGACUGUAUAUAAAAUAAGUUUUAUUUAUUUUUUGUAUUAAAUGUUGCGUGACUGACUUGACUCAAAUGACACGGACAAGAUUUUAUUUUAUAUGGUUUUUAUAAAAUAAGAAACUUAUUUUUUUAAUCCAGUAUUUUACUUUUAGUUAUUUAUGUUGAUUUAUAAAUCAAAGAAUAACAUUUUUUAAUCAAGUAUUUUCAUUUUUAUAUUGUUUAUAAGAAAACUAGCUAGUUUUUUAUCCUGCUGAAGAUAAUUUUUAUUUAGAAAAACAUUUCUUUUUAUUUCCUGUUUCUGCAUCUCUUUAAUUUAAUUUUCCUUAUUCUUUCUAACUCAUGUCACUCGUAUGGCUUGUCCUGAAUCUAGCUAAGUGUACAUAUCAAUUAAUUUAAUAUUAUAAUUUUUUAAUACUCUUUAACAAUUUUAGGCCCUUUGAUUAAGAUGGAUACUAACUAUUCCUGUAAUAGA